ACAGAAAUCACAGGAAAUCGAGGCAGGAAUCAAGAGCUGUCACCUGAGGCUCGCAGCGCUAUUAUCUCAAAGCGGGAGGCUGGUGUUUCUGUCAAGGAAUUGGAGGCUGAAUUUGGCGUUCACCGGAACACAAUCACCAAGACAAUCAAGCGGUGGGAAACCCACAAAACUGUAUACACCCUACCUCGAGAUGGUUGUCCAGAGGUACUAUCACGUUGCAAGAAACAAUUGCUA
Messenger RNA from Mytilinidion resinicola, 234 nucleotides. RefSeq lists its product as uncharacterized. The transcript has a single exon. The record is from RefSeq and is a predicted model, not a curated record. NCBI's taxonomy places the organism in Eukaryota, Fungi, Ascomycota, Dothideomycetes, Mytilinidiales, Mytilinidiaceae. The annotation marks the transcript as partial.